AUGGGUAAAGGUAAACCAAGAGGACUUAACUCUGCUAGAAAGUUAAGAGUUCACCGUCGUAACAACAGAUGGGCUGAUCAAGCUUACAAGUCAAGAUUGUUAGGUACAGCUUUCAAGUCAUCACCAUUUGGUGGAUCCUCCCACGCUAAGGGAAUCGUCUUAGAAAAGAUCGGUGUUGAGUCAAAGCAACCAAACUCAGCUAUCAGAAAGUGUGUCAGAGUUCAAUUAAUCAAGAACGGUAGAAGAGUCACUGCUUUCGUCCCUAAUGAUGGUUGUUUGAACUUUGUUGAUGAAAACGACGAAGUUUUGUUGGCCGGUUUCGGUAGAAGAGGUAAAGCCAAGGGUGAUAUUCCAGGUGUCAGAUUUAAAGUCGUCAAGGUCUCAGGUGUUUCCUUGUUAGCUUUAUGGAAGGAAAAGAAGGAAAAGCCAAGAUCAUAA
Molecule: messenger RNA, 438 nt
Organism: Priceomyces carsonii
Lineage: Eukaryota; Fungi; Ascomycota; Pichiomycetes; Serinales; Debaryomycetaceae
Gene: RPS23A
Product: 40S ribosomal protein uS12
Exons: 1
Coding region: 1-438 (145 amino acids)
Biological process (GO): translation
Cellular component (GO): ribosome; cytosolic small ribosomal subunit
Molecular function (GO): structural constituent of ribosome
Source: RefSeq, a predicted model, not a curated record